CUUGAUUAUGACUGUAUUGCCAAGUUGAUGACGACAUAGAGUAUGAUGCAAUGAGUCAUAAUGUGAUUCCCGGUAUCGGGAGCUAAUCGACAUUAAAUUCAUUGCAGCUAAACUGAGCUCUUUCACAACACUAUACAGUAUUGGAUUGUCAUAUAGCGCUCAUAAGUUACGAAGGUCAUCAACAUGCAGUCAAUAUCUGCCGAGCUACGCAAUCGUGCUUGGAGGAAGGACGAUUACCUGGUCUCCACCGACUCCAAGCUCAUCCCCCUCCCAACCCUACAUGCCGCAUUCGCCUCAUCAACGCUCUACUGGGCAAAAGAGUUGCCCGAUAAUGUUAUGCGAGAGACUUUGGAUAAUUCAUUGUGCUUUGGUCUGUAUAGACUGGCCGCAAAUUCUUCUGGGGAGCAUGUAGAGCGCCAGUCAGCCGAUCAACCGCCUAUCUCAUCCAGUACGACGACCGAUUCUGACCUCGUCGGGUUCGCGCGUUGCGUUACAGACUAUACCACAUUUCUGUACCUGACGGAUGUUUGGGUAAAUCCGAGUUCCCAAGGAAACGGGCUAGGAAAGUGGCUCAUUGCGUGUGUGCAAGAGGUGAUUAAGGACAUGCCACACUUGCGGAGAAGCAUGCUCUUCACCGGUGACUGGGAGAGGUCAGUGCCGUUCUACGAAAAGAUUAUGGAUAUGAGUGUCCUCGAGACGAAGAGGGGAAAGGGUUUGGCCAUCAUGGAGAUGAAAGGAAAGGGGCACUGCAACUAUGAUGGAAGUGGGAGCGCUUAUCAAUAACUAAUGUUUUGCACAGUUUUGCACGGCGCAAACUGAAUCAAAUUUCUAGAUGAUCAUCAAAUAUACUUGACGAUAUAGGAAGAAAU
This is a messenger RNA of Truncatella angustata, 869 nucleotides long. RefSeq names its product gcn5-related n-acetyltransferase. Gene Ontology annotation, molecular function: acyltransferase activity, transferring groups other than amino-acyl groups. The transcript has a single exon. Bases 184 to 783 code for a protein of 199 amino acids. The record is from RefSeq and is a predicted model, not a curated record. NCBI's taxonomy places the organism in Eukaryota, Fungi, Ascomycota, Sordariomycetes, Amphisphaeriales, Sporocadaceae.